This is a messenger RNA of Temnothorax curvispinosus, 2741 nucleotides long. It is a transcript of the gene Epp, whose product is annotated as protein UBASH3A homolog. The record is from RefSeq and is a predicted model, not a curated record. The transcript has 4 exons. Gene Ontology annotation, molecular function: protein binding. The coding region runs from base 202 to 2043 and encodes 613 amino acids. Lineage: Eukaryota; Metazoa; Arthropoda; Insecta; Hymenoptera; Formicidae.
CAAUUUGUUAAUGGAACAUGUCCCGAAUAUCGUCGCAUCGUCGCAUUUCCAUUUUUUCAUCGACGAACGGCCCGCCUCGAUCGAUGGUCCGGGCGGAUUCCAAAAAUUGCUCCCCCUGCCCUUUGCAUUACCCAUUUGUACCGCGGAAAGUCGCGUGCGGUGAUUGGCCAGCCUGGGUCGCGAACGCAGUAAUGUGCCGUCAUGGCGACGCUGCCGCCGCGGAAAAAUCCGACUCCCACAAAAAUUUCGAAGCAGCACUUGACGCCGUUGCAAACGCUUCUGCAGCUGGGCUUCCCGAAACACCGGGCGGAAAAGGCGUUAGCGGCAACGGGACACCGCGGCGUGCAAUUAGCGUCAGACUGGUUGCUGGCUCACGUAAGAGAUUCAACUCUGGACUCUGAUACGCAACGGCAGUAUGUUCUGUACGCUUGUCCGACCGGGCCAUUAGCCGAGCAGCUCGAGCUGUUUUGGUCGGAGAGUAAAGACCUAGGAUGGAAUGGUGCUCACAACUUUAUACCGCAUAUUACCCUCGUCUCCUUCUUUAACGCUCCCGAUGAGUUCACAAAAGAAUUAGCGAACGCUCUUGAGAGUGUGGUUCAUCAGGAUGGAUUACACGAACAUAUCGAGCUGGAGACAUACGUGUCGCCUAAUUUCAUGGGCCUCUUCGUCAAGGACGUGAAUGCGGAGUGGCUGAAGAACGUUGCUCUUCGCUACGUCAAUAAAAUUGCCGCUCUAGGUAUCACUGCCGAACCGCAAGUAAAAUCUCUGCACCUUACGCUGGCUUACCAAUUCCCCGGCAAUAUGUUUCCACCGCUCCGCUCGAUGGUCGAGAAGCUAGGACCAAACACCCCGGCCAAUUGGGAACUCAGAUUAUACUCGAGAGACUCGAGAUUGCAGAAUUUGCACGUACACAAAGUGACGCACGCUCACGUGCCACGGGAACACGACGAGUUAGAGUUAAGAGUAGGCGAUUACAUUUACGUUCCAGAAGGAGCGUGUAACGCGUCCACGGACGGUUGGGUGGAAGGUAUCUCUUGGUUGACCGGUAUUUCGGGUCAUUUGCCGUUGAAUCAUACCAAGAGGACUGCGGAAUCGGACUCGUGGACGUUGCAUGCCACUGUGCCGAUCACCGACAUUAAAUGCGAGAGCGCGGAAGAGGAGGAGAUACCGAAGAUCAGGAGACCACCGCCAGUUUUGUCUCCAAGCGAGUCCACCGACGCGCCCGAUGGGAUUCCCACCGCGGAGGAGCCGAUGGCAGCGUCGGAAGCGCCCGAGACCCCGUCUAGAGAGAUCUUCAUAUGCCGACACGGCGAGAGGGUGGACUUCACCUUCGGCGCGUGGAUCCCGUAUUGCUUCGAGUCGAACGGUUGUUACGUGCGCCGUGACUUGAACAUGCCCAAAGAAGUACCAUCCAGGAAUAUCCAGGACUUCCAAAACGAUAGCCCGCUGACGACUGUAGGCGAGAUGCAGGCGAGUUUGGUAGGCGAAGCCAUGAAAUCGUCUAGUAUUAAGAUAGACGUAGCCUUCACGUCACCGUCGUUACGUUGCGUUCAAACGCUAGCCCAUAUCCUAAAGGGACUCGAGUCCGAUAUUCCGAUCAAAGUAGAGCCAGGCCUGAUAGAGUGGUUGGCAUGGUAUCCGAACGGCAUACCCGUUUGGAUGACCUCCGAAGAGUUGAUAAAGGCGGGUUUUAACGUCGACACCGAUUACGAUCCGAUCGUGAAGGCUAAAGAACUCCCACUGAAAGAGAACGCGACACAGUAUUACGAACGCAGUUACGAGCUGAUCAAGAAGAUCAUAGAAAGCACAGUUGGUAAUAUUUUGAUAGUAGCGCAUGCCGCUUCCUUGGCUGCGUGCACCAGACAGUUGACCGGUGGUAGAAUACCCCCGGCGGCUGAAGUCACUAGAUUAGUUCAAAGAGUACCUUAUCUGGCGUGCUUGACGGCGCGUCAAGAUAUUGACGGCUGGCAGCUCCAUCCUCCUCCCUUCCCACCGAUCACCCAUACCAGUAAUAGCAGAUUCGAUUGGAAAGUUCUAAUGUAAUAACGUUAAUGAGCACGAGCUUUUGUUGAGGAAGGCACUUUACAAAGCCUAUAUAAAUAUAAAAGACUGUUAUAAUACAAUGAAUUUUUAUGCAGGGCUUUAUCUAAUAUCGAUGAUAUUUGGAAACGAUAUCCAACGAAUUAAGAUAAAAGUUUUUUUCGGAAAGGAUGUAUUAUUGGUAUACGAUAAUAUUGAUCAAUACGAUAAAACCUAACCGAUUGCACGACACAAUUGAACAAUAUUUGCUUCCUCGGAUUAUGAUUAAUACGGGUAUUGAGGUAUAGUUUAUUUUUUAAUUACGGAUAUAGAACAAAUACUAGCCAAUAUGUUGUUAUUGAUAUCGUGCUGUACCAAUCUGGUGAAAUAUGUAAUAUAUAAGGGGCAUACUAGUCUUGAUUGAACGCAUUUUCUUGCCGAGUUCUUGGACGAAGCAUUAAACAAAGAAUUUAAAAAAAAUAUGAUAUUUAUAUAUAGUAUUUUAAAGUAAUAUACUAUUUUCUGAUUUUAGUAUUCAUAUCUCUGUCACAUACACACACACUAUUUUUUCUCUUUAACAUAUUAUGAAAUUAUAUAUCAAAGUAGAAGUGUACAGGGAAAUCAAUGAGGUGCUCUUACGCACAUUAUUCAUGGUCUCUGUAGAAAAAUGUUCCAUGCGAGCUUUACCAUUCCUUGGGAAUUUUAGGCUUAUGACGUGUGUC